AUGGUGAUGAAGCGGGAUGGCAGCGUGGACGUCGAUCCCGACUGCUACCCUGGCCAGCCUGAGACGGAAAGCGCGUCGGUAGUCGGCGGCGUCCCAACGGUCUUGUCCAAGCUCCAGAAAUGGGGCGACUACGACAGCGUGGGGCAGCCAGUGGGGCCGACGCGGCUGCUGCCCAUGAAGACGCCGCUGUCAAAGGAGAUCCUAUCUGAUUGGCAGCUGCCCGAGCCCCCCAAGCACUCCCUAACGAUCGAGCAGCUGCUGUCAACCCAGGCCGCCGCGGGGCGGCGGAUCGGGUGCAUCGUUGACCUGUCCAACCAUGACUGCCUGUAUGAGUCAGACCUGCCGCCUGCUGGCCUGGAGUACCGCCACCUCCACUGUAUCGCCAAGGAGCUGCCAUCACACGAGUGCAUUGCGCGGGUGGCGGCCGUUGUGAGGGACUUCUUUUCUCGACACCCGAACGAAUUCAUCGGGAUACACUGCGCAUACGUGAGCCGCGGCCGCACCCUCGCGCCUGCGCCCGCGGGGGGCGACGGCACGGCCCCCUGCCCUGAUGCGAGCAGGUCCCUGCCCCCGCCGGCACCUGCCGGGUUCAACCGCACCGGGUUUGUGGUGGCGUCGCUGCUGGUCGAGUGCUGGGGCCUGCCAGUCGCGGCCGCCCUCGACGCCUUUGCGCGCGCGCGGCCGCCGGGCGUGAAGCACGAGCGGUGUGGGGGUGCGCCCGGCCCCUGCGACGCCAGCGGCGCCGCCGCAGCGGCGUGCGCCUGCUGCUGCGGCGAGGGGGCGGGCCAGGCGAGCAAUGGAACACUGUUGCCUGGCGGGGUGGGGGAGGGUGAGGCGGCGUGUGCCUGGAGCCUGGGCUCGCCAGCGCCGCCGCCCCGCCGCCGCGCCGGCGGCGACACCGCAACGAGCCUGACCGCGGCCGCCGCCUACCUAGCCGGCGCCGGCGUCGGCCGCGGCCGCCCUGCCAGCGGCGGCGGGGGCAGCUUCUGCAGCAAUGGCAGUGGCGGCGGCGGGGACAGCGGCGCGGGCAGCGCCGGCGAGGUGUGCAAUGGGGGAUCUGACGACGGCGACAACAGCAGCAUCGGCGGCAGCGUGGGCGGAUCGCCAGAGGUCAGCGGCGGUGCCAUGCACCUGGUCGCCGCCUUCGUCGCCGGCCGCGGCGGGCGGCGCGCGCAGCCGCUGGGCGGCCCGGGCUCCGGCAGCUGGGCGGGCGGCGACGGCGAGCGGCGCGCGGCGCCGGUGCGGCCGCCGCAGUGGCAGCGGCACCAGCAGCAACAGCAACAGCAGCAACAGCAGCAGCAGCGGCAGGCGCACUCGCCGUCGCGGCUGGCGCAGCUGCCUAAUGGCGGCAGCGGCGGCGCGCUGGAGCCUGGCUUGCGGGGCCUCUGGCUGGGCGGCGAUUCAGGGCAGGCGGGCUGGCGCUCCGCACCCGCCUCGGCCGCCGAGGCAUGCCCGGCGGCAGGCGCGGCGGCGGCGGCAGACGUGGACGCGGUGGCGGGCGCAGAGGGGCCAGACGGCGAGGGGGUGCUGCAGGAAGAGGGCAGGCGGCGGGUGGCCGGCCAGCGGUCGGCGUUUGCGGCUGCGGCGCUCGUUGCCGAUGAGCGGUUGUCAAACCAUGCAUGA
This is a messenger RNA of Monoraphidium neglectum, 1623 nucleotides long. RefSeq lists its product as hypothetical. Gene Ontology annotation, molecular function: mRNA guanylyltransferase activity. The transcript is spliced from 9 exons. Gene Ontology annotation, biological process: 7-methylguanosine mRNA capping. The record is from RefSeq and is a predicted model, not a curated record. Bases 1 to 1623 code for a protein of 540 amino acids. NCBI's taxonomy places the organism in Eukaryota, Viridiplantae, Chlorophyta, Chlorophyceae, Sphaeropleales, Selenastraceae.